Messenger RNA from Danaus plexippus (monarch butterfly), 2274 nucleotides. It is a transcript of the gene Trxr1, whose product is annotated as thioredoxin reductase 1, mitochondrial. Bases 175 to 1761 code for a protein of 528 amino acids. Gene Ontology annotation, cellular component: mitochondrion; cytosol. Gene Ontology annotation, biological process: cell redox homeostasis; glutathione metabolic process; cellular response to oxidative stress. The record is from RefSeq and is a predicted model, not a curated record. Lineage: Eukaryota; Metazoa; Arthropoda; Insecta; Lepidoptera; Nymphalidae. The transcript is spliced from 9 exons. Gene Ontology annotation, molecular function: glutathione-disulfide reductase (NADPH) activity; thioredoxin-disulfide reductase (NADPH) activity; flavin adenine dinucleotide binding.
AAAAAAAUAUGACAAUAAAACAUUGUUCGCCUAUUUACUUAUUCAAUAAAAAAAGCUUCUCAUGUCAUAUUUUGGUUUUGACGUUGUCAGUUCUAGGAGAAGGUACUUUUAUUUACUUUUUCGUUUAAUUGUUGUGUGAAUUUAAUUAGUGGAGUAUUUGGAAUAUAAAUUAAAAUGGACCUGACAGAACUUUGUAUAAAUAAAGACCACUGCAACAGGUUUUGUACAUCCAGCAAACCAAGAAUCAAUCCCCUUAUAUCGGCGGACAUGUGUAUUCCGGAAGUUUUAGAUGGAACAUAUGACUAUGAUCUAGCGGUAAUCGGUGGUGGUUCAGGGGGUCUUGCUUGUGCAAAGGAAGCUGUGAACCUGGGUGCCAAAGUGGCAGUAUUAGAUUAUGUGACCCCAUCACCUCAAGGAACAAAGUGGGGCCUCGGUGGGACAUGUGUCAAUGUUGGUUGCAUACCAAAGAAGUUGAUGCACCAGGCUGCGAUACUCGGUGAAAGCAUACAUGAAGCCGUCGCCUACGGGUGGGAAGUGCCUUCUAUAAACCAGGUCAAAAUAAACUGGUCGGCGUUGACCGAAGCCGUUCAGAAUCAUAUCAAAUCGGUCAAUUGGGUCACCAGAGUAGACUUAAGGGAGAAGAAAAUCGAAUAUAUCAAUGGUUUGGGAGAGUUCAAGGAUCCGCACACGCUGGUCGCCACGCUGAAGAACGGGAACAAGAAGGAACUGACGGCUAAGAACAUUCUGAUAGCCGUGGGCGGACGACCACACUACCCUGAUAUCCCUGGAGCCAAGGAGUACUGCAUCACCAGCGAUGACAUCUUCAGCUUGAGCCAUCCCCCCGGCAAGACGCUAGUCGUGGGCGCUGGGUAUAUCGGUCUAGAAUGCGCGGGUUUCCUCAACUCGCUGGGCUUCCCGGCGACGGUGCUGGUGAGGUCGGUGCCGCUGCGAGGCUUCGACCAGCAGAUGGCGGGUCUGGUCACCAGCGAGAUGCAGGAGAAGGGCGUGGUGUUCCAGCACAAGUGCGUGCCGCUCUCCGUGGAGCGGCUGGAGUCCGGCCAGCUCAAGGCUCGCUGGAUGAACACGGACACGCAGCAACAGAGCGAAGACGUGUUCGACACAGUGUUACUGGCCACAGGAAGAUACGCGCUCACCGAACAGCUCAACCUGAAGGCCGCCGGGGUCACGACGUUGGACGAUCACGGCAAGGUGGUCUCCAGCGACGAGUCCACCAACGUCCCUCACAUCUUCGCGGUCGGCGACGUGCUGUCGUCGCGGCCGGAGCUGACCCCGGUGGCGAUCCACGCGGGCCGGCUCCUCGCGCGCCGCAUGCUCGGCGGCGGGAAGCAACACAUGGACUACGACAACGUCGCCACCACCGUCUUCACUCCGCUGGAGUACGGCUGCGUGGGCCUCAGCGAGGAGACGGCGCUCGAGAGAUACGGCGCUGACAACCUGGAGGUGUACCACGCCUACUACAAGCCGACCGAGUUCUUCAUACCUCAGAAGAACAUUCGGAACUGUUACUUGAAGGCGGUGGUCCGGCGCGAGGCUCCCUACCAGGUGCUGGGGCUUCACUUCGUGGGCCCCGCGGCCGGGGAGGUCAUCCAAGGCUUCGCCGCCGCUAUCAAGUGCGGUUUGACCAUGGAACAGCUGAUGAACACGGUGGGCAUCCACCCCACGGUGGCCGAGGAGUUCACGAGACUGAACAUCACCAAGAGGUCCGGCAAGGAUCCCAACCCCGCCUCCUGCUGCAGCUAGACUAUACAGAUGUAGAUAAAUAAUAUAACCCACUGUCGUGCUUAGAACGAACAAGGAAUUAUUGUGAUCAGUACACGUAACGAGUUAAUUUAAAUCAUCAUUUUCCAACGACGGCGCGUCCCGACUCCCGCUCAGCUCUGUACACUCGGUGUGCGGCGAAUCGCAGCACUGUUCAGGCCGUCGCUCGCCUCAUAGUUUGUAACAAACUAUGAGGCGAGCGACGGUAUAAUCGAGCAUGUUUUGUGCAUACAUUCACAUUUUAACGGUAUUUCUCUGGUGUCGUCUGUGUCCCGCACGCGUCACGUGUGGAGGUGUUCCGUCACCCGCUUCUGUCGCGUAGUAUAAGACGUGUAAUGCAGCGUUGUUACUGUCAUGGUGUGGGUGUUCUCGACCCGUCCAGAGUGUUACACGUGUUGAGUCCGUCGCCGUUCACAUUCCGGUGCGCGUGCGCAUCGCUUUCUAUAAAUUGCCUUCUCACGUUUUCGACUCAAUAAAGUGAUAUAUUUUUUGAAA